Closterium sp. NIES-65 is the source of this 1479-nucleotide messenger RNA. The record is from the annotation of a GenBank genome assembly. Lineage: Eukaryota; Viridiplantae; Streptophyta; Zygnematophyceae; Desmidiales; Closteriaceae.
AUGAGAACGAUGACCCUGCUAUCGCACCACACUCUGCUCCACGGUGCGAGCGUACGCGAGAUCACGCUCGCCGACAUCUUUCUGUACCACCUUGCUAGCGGGUCGUCGGUGAACCCUGACAACCGGCCAAUGGUCAUGGUCAUCGCGCAGCGCAACUCCAAGACGUGCAAGGACGCACGUCUUCAUCACAGCUACGCGGCAAGGCACUUAGAGGCGGAACUGUGUGCUGUGGGCGAUACAAUCCUCUGGCUGCACUUCAUCUACGACCAGGUCCCCCAGAUCUUCGGCGUCCCCAUAAUUCCGCCGCUGGACGUACGACGACCGGAGCUCUGGUACGACAAGCAUCUCUUCUUCGCCCGCUACGACAAGGAUCAGGGUUUGCUGCCGUCGUCGAGCCAGCAACGAAUCACUCGGCAGCUGUGGACGGCCAACAAGGCGGAAGAGCUCGCACAAGGGCCUGAGGCGAACACGGCCGCGGUGCACUUCAUCCAGACCAUGCUGGAUCCACGCCGCAUUGCGGCCGAGGACCUCGCGGCAUGGGCGAAGGACAUCGAGAAGAUUCACACCGAGACGAUCGCCAAGCGCCGGUCGCCGAUCCCGACCCAGCCAGCUGAAAUCUCAGCCCGCCUGGACGCCGAAUUUCAGGUCGACCUUCUGAACGAGACGCUGGCCCACGAGAGGCACAAAGCGACGCUCAAGCAGAUGAAGGUGGAGAAGGAGCUCGAGGAGGCGCGCGCUGCUAUCGCGGCGAGGGACGCCGAGAUCUCCCGGCUCAUGGAGGAGCUCAAGAUCUCCGAGGCACGUAGGGCGCCAGCGCCACAGGCGCCUUCUAGGCCGACGACCCUGGAAGAGGAGGCAGCUGCGGCCGCUAAGCAAGCUCAGUUGGACGCCGACGCUCACUACAAGGCCCUGGUUGUCGACCCAUGGAGAAAGGCCGAGACUGUGGCAGAGGCCUGGCGCUUCUGGAACUGCCCCACCACCACGGACCGCCGACGUCUCUGCGACAGGUUCAACGAGCCAGGUUUCAUCGGGCGGCACAGCCUCCUGGGAAAGUCGUCGGCCAACGCAAAACAGGGUGAGAUGCGCCAAAUGAGGAGGGCGACGGAGGCCGUGCGCCGCUUCCGCUCGUCAGACGGAGAGGCCGACACCGCCGCCGUUAUCAAGAAACUCGACGAGCUCGCUGCGUUGGGAAUUGUGACCUUCUGCGAUGCUCUGAAGAUCAUCGACGCCGUCGCGCUUCUGAUACGCACGGAGGGGAACCUGGGCAUCAAGGGACUUUCUAAGGGUGAAAAGCCCAAGCUGACGGUUGCUUGGGGACUGGUGGCGGCGGGAUACAUGACGCACAAGUGGGGCGAGGACAUGUUCCCAACCACGUGGGGAGAGCAGAAAGCUGUGGCGGCCCAAGCGGCCGCGGAGCAGGCCGCUGGAAGACCGCCGCCGCUGCCGACGAAGACGUCCAAGCGUCGGAAGCCGGGCUGA